Rhagoletis zephyria (snowberry fruit fly) is the source of this 1606-nucleotide messenger RNA. RefSeq lists its product as uncharacterized. The record is from RefSeq and is a predicted model, not a curated record. NCBI's taxonomy places the organism in Eukaryota, Metazoa, Arthropoda, Insecta, Diptera, Tephritidae.
GAAAUAAACAUAACAACGGACAGUGAAACCGGUUUGUAUUAGAACUUUGGGGUUUAAAGCGAGCGGCAGACAUCUAAAUUAUUCGUAUUAUUAUAAAAAAAUUGAUUUGGAAUUUAAUAGUUUUUCGCUACAAUAAAAAAAUGUCCCUUAAAAGAGUGCAAAACGCUAGCAAGUGUUAUUGCAACAGUGUGGCAUCGACCUGCUGCAAUAGCCAUGUGAAUUGCUUCAAGCGUAAAGCAACGGGCAGCGGAAGUGUUUUCAGUGUCGCAACAAAGAGUAAACAAGAUAAACAAAAUUUUAAUAAAAGAACAGCGAUGGGGAGCAAAUCGAAGACAGAUUUUGUUAAAAUUAAACGCAAAUCAGCGGGCUCAAUCGAAACGGAUAAAAAUCGUCGCGGCCUCGGACACUCGCAAUCACGUGCCGUUGCCGCCACCAACUUCAGCCGCCGCAACUCUGCCGCGACUACGGUCACCUUUUCCACGCCCUGCGCCACGUCAGCUAGAACGCAUAGCUCGAAUGCGAUAACACCCACACCAACAACGUCGUUGACGUCGUCAUUGUCGGCUUCACCAACAACAAUACUAAAAGCGACACCCGUAACUAUGGCAGCACUUGGCGAUAAUUUUCGUGCGCUGAGUGUGGCGGCAAAAAGUGAAAGCGACAACCGCGGCGGUGAUUUGGGAGGCGCGCUGCAACACGAAUAUACUGAGCGGCGACGAUACUAUGAAAGCGCAAAACAGCUAAUGAAGUUGAUAGCAGCACGAAGUGACAACUUUUCUACGCUGACUAUAGCUAGCAAUGGUGCAAGUAGUGAUUGUCAUGACAAUUGCGCGGCUGACGCAUCGUUGGAUGCAGAACGCUUACGCGCUCUACAAAAAUUUCGCUUACAAAAUGCUGAUGAGUGUUUUAGUGUGCAUCGACAGUUGGAUUUGCAGUUGCCUUCACAGCGAAAGGAGUUGGCGCGCAAAGCGGAUGAGCAGCAUACGCGAAAUUUGUGGUGCGCUUUGUUGGAGCGCGAAAAUGUGGCACGUAGCGAGGAUGGGCGCUUGAAAAAAAGCGAUAGCAGCAAAGCGGUGCCGAAGACCGUUGUGAAGGAGAGUGUAGGCGCGCAAGCGCCAGAGAGGGCGAAAAGGCUGCAGAGUACUUCGCUUACGCCCUAUGUUGUACGUCAAAAGUUACUGCAAUUGCGAUUGGAAGCGGAGGAAAUUGGGCGCUUGAAGCCUGGGCGUAAAUUGUACAGAACGGAGGAAGAGAGUUGCUCGUUGCGGUAUCAAGCAACGUACUAACGUAUGUGUGCGCAAUACAUUAGGGUGCAACACCAAAUCAAACUGCGUUUUUUCCGCCGGAAUUAUAAAAUUGAUUAUAUUUUAAGACUUCCGACAAAGUAUUUCGGCAAAAUAUUAGGAUUUACGUGAGCUAGACCGAUCUGAAAAUACCUCCAAAAAUCUCAUUAUUUUGAUUCCGUUGAUAAAACUUUAUAGCAUUUUGUGCAGACCCUUUAAGCUUGAACUCUGCUAUCAUCAAAGGUGAAAAAAAUUCAGAAAAAAACGGAAUUUCAUAAAAAAAAAAAAUUGAUUUUUGGAGGUAUUUUCAAAAAGGCCAAGCU